This is a messenger RNA of Bubalus bubalis (water buffalo), 1192 nucleotides long. RefSeq names its product chromosome 21 C3orf56 homolog (gene PRR23E). The coding region runs from base 270 to 785 and encodes 171 amino acids. Lineage: Eukaryota; Metazoa; Chordata; Mammalia; Artiodactyla; Bovidae. The record is from RefSeq and is a predicted model, not a curated record. The transcript is spliced from 2 exons.
AGGAGCCGCCUGGGCACCCUGAGGAGUCAGCCCGUGGAAGGAGAGCUCCCCCGAGAUGGACGCGUGUGCAUGCAGGGAGCCAGCCAUGUGGGGCGUUGGCCGUGCUCCCCUGGCCCCCUCGGCAGCCGUGGGCCCUGCCUGUGCUACUCUUACCUCUGGGGAGCCCAGCAUGUAACUGACCCCACCUGCUGGCCUGACUGGAGGGCCCCCUGGCUGGAGUUCCCCGACCUUGCAGUUCCACCGGGGUGCCCUUUGCCAGCCAUCCUUGGAUGGGGUACCCCCCUCCGGCUGCCUCAGGGCCUUCCAUCUGGGCCUGGGGCAUCUGCAGCUUUGACCCCCUCAUGGGGAGCCAGCCCUCACACUCGGCCCCCUGGACCCCCAGGGUGUUUCGUUACCCUAUGGAGCCCCCACCCCCAUACUCCUCGUCCCCUCCAACUCUAGGUGGGGACAGCCCCGAGCCCGGUGCCCAGCGGGGGUGGCAGCCCCCGCCCAGCUCAGCCCGCCUGACUGCGGUGGGGAGCCCGUCCAGGGCUGCUUCCCACGUGACGAUGGCACUGGAAGUCCUUCCCUCAGGAGGGCUGCCCAUGUCAGCAUGUGGGCCCCAAACCACCCUGCAGCCCAGAACUCUGCCCUCUGCCCCCUUCCCCCUGUGUGGACCCUCAGCCGGAACCCCACGGCCCCCGCCCCCACCGCCCACCCUCCCGGGCCCGCCGCCGCCUCUUCUAGCUCUCAUAUGCGCUUGGAGACCAUGCCCUCCGGUGGUUAGGGGCCGUGGGGUCCAAUGAGCCCUGCUGUGCCCGCUGCCCAGAUAACUUCCAAACCUGCUGUGACAGAUGGGGAGCACGGGCCAUUCUUAUAAAACGUGUAACUGUGAGUGUCUUACAUUCAAAUACGCCAUGCUGUGCUGUCAGCUGGGUUCAUGCUUCACUCGUUAGAAAGACCCAGCCUCAUUUGCAUGCGUACACUUCCGAUCAUUCUCAAAUUUGUUACCAAAAGUUUUUCAUGUGAUUAUUUCCUACUCUGUUGAUUAUCUGUGGUAUCCCACUUUUCUUUCUUAAUAUUUCAUAUAUUAAAAGAAGAAAUCUUAAUGUAGAUCUCUUGCUUUUAUUGAACCCGCUGCUCACUCAGCAGUUCUCUUGUGUCUCCUGAAGGCGCUCUCUGCUCCCCGUGUCCACUGUGGGCUGAUUGUUUC